Episyrphus balteatus (marmalade hoverfly) is the source of this 2928-nucleotide messenger RNA. It is a transcript of the gene MFS10, whose product is annotated as sialin. Gene Ontology annotation, molecular function: transmembrane transporter activity. Gene Ontology annotation, biological process: monoatomic anion transport; transmembrane transport. Lineage: Eukaryota; Metazoa; Arthropoda; Insecta; Diptera; Syrphidae. The transcript is spliced from 3 exons. The record is from RefSeq and is a predicted model, not a curated record. Bases 547 to 2151 code for a protein of 534 amino acids.
AUUCCUCCAAAAUAGAAAGUAGCAACUUCGAAAACCUCUCGACCAUGACCGAACAGCCAACAGCUGUUUUUGACAUUUCCAUGUUUUUAUCCUCUUCCAACCUUCUACAACAAAGAUAUUUUUUUUUUGAUAAAUUUUUUUGUAGCAAUAUUUCUCUAGUGCAAGUAACACACUAGAAACACAACUAGAAAGCUAAUAAUCUAGAAAUCUCAUUAAAAAAAAACAACAGUAUUAUUAUUAUUUUCCAUUUAUUAGUCUUUGCUAUACGAAUGUUAAUUUUAAGUUAAAAAAAGACCAUCAUAGAAUUCCAUCUGGGUUUUUGCAUAGAGAAAAAAUCAUCUACAUAAAAUAAGGCUACGUGUCUUAACUAAAUAUAAUACCAACGUUGUUUUCUACUUGUACUUGUACUUGUUAACUCUUUAAAAAAAAGCUUAAAACGGAAGUGUAUACUUUCUAUUGCUGACUCCAUUAAAUGGUGCUGGCAUUUAAAAUUAGACACACAAGGUGCUUAUUAGAAUAGAACCUCUUUAAGACGAAGCCAAAAACAUGACCCGUAAUAGUGAGAGUGAGGUUGAAAUUCAUGAUCCAGUCGAACUUGAUGAUGGAAUCAAUAAAAGAAUUAACUAUGAAGACAAUGAAAAUUUCGAGGGAACACUUACCGAUGAUAGUUUUGAUGAUACGCCUCUAAUAAUACAAGGAAAUGUUGAAGAUGGAGAGUUCCCCAAGGCGCGCCACAUCUUUGGCUUAAUGGGUUUCCUUGGAUUUGCAGUUGUGUAUGCGAUGCGUGUCAAUUUGUCGGUUGCAAUUGUAGCAAUGGUCAAUCAGACAGCCAUUCCCCAUGCAAACAAAACAAUAAAAGACGACACCUGUCCGGCAAAAUCAUGGCGAAACAGUACUGAACCCGAAGCGGAAGGUGAAUUUGAAUGGGACGAAGCGACUCAAGGAAUAGUGCUUGGUUCCUUCUUUUAUGGGUAUAUUUUGACACAAGUUCCUGGCGGUCGAAUGGCCGAAAUAGUUGGUGGAAAGAUAAUAUACGGUGUUGGGGUUCUUAUCACAGCGAUAUUUACUCUACUAACACCAUUUGCAGCACGUUGGAAUCUACCAGCUCUCGUAUUGGUACGAAUUCUUGAAGGAAUGGGCGAAGGAGUGACCUAUCCAGCAAUGCACGCAAUGUUGGCACAUUGGAUUCCACCAACUGAGAGAAAUAAAUUCGCUGCAAUUGUAUAUGCUGGGUCAAAUAUUGGAACUGUAAUAUCACUUCCAUUGGCUGGUUGGUUAUGUUCAUUGGAGUUCCUUGGUGGAUGGCCAUUGGCAUUCUAUAUAUUCGGUGUAAUUGGUAUGAUAUGGUUUUGUUUCUGGAUGUGGCUGGUCUAUGAUCGUCCCAGUUCUCAUCCAAGAAUCUCUUAUAAGGAGCGUAACUAUAUCGAACGAGCUGUAAGACCCAGAAGGACCAAUGGCGAUGCACUUGUCGAUGAUGCUCAUGAUCCUGAAGAUAUUCCUUGGGGGUCAAUUCUAACUUCCAUUCCUUUAUGGGCGAUUUUGAUCACACAAUGUGGACAAGGUUGGGCAUUUUACACCCAACUAACAGAGCUUCCAACUUACAUGGACCAAAUUCUUCAUUUUGACAUCGAAUCCAAUGCAACGUUGAAUGCGAUUCCAUAUUUUACUGCUUGGAUUGUUGGAAUUUGUUGUUCGAUUCUAGCCGAUUGGAUGUUGGAAAAGCAAUACAUUAGUCUAUUGAACUCAUAUAGGCUAUGGAACUCUGUUGCUUCAAUUGUUCCAUCACUUGGACUGAUCGGAGUUGCUUAUGUUGGUUGCAAUUGGAUUUGGGUAAUGUUCAUGUUGGCCAUUGUUGGCGCUUUCAAUGGAGCAGUCUAUGCUGGCAACCAAUUGAAUCAUAUCGCCCUGAGUCCAAAAUAUGCUGGCACAAUGUAUGGUAUUACAAAUUCUACAGCAAAUAUUUGUGGAUUCUUGGCACCCUAUGUAAUCGGUUUGAUUAUAAACGGAAAUGAGACCCUAGCACAAUGGCGAAUUGUAUUCUAUAUGGCAGCUGCAUUUAAUAUAGGUGGAAAUUUCUUUUAUUUAUUAUUUGCUAGUACAGAGGAGCAGAGCUGGUCUCUCAGUCGAAGGAGAAGAAUUCGGAGUGACUGAGAAUUAGAGUUGUCUUCCAUUUUAUUAAAUAAGAAUAAUUACAAUUGAAUAUGUGAUAUGAUUACUAAAACCAUUCCAGCAGCGUUUGUCAAUUGUUUGAAUGCGUUGUUAAUGUAAAAUGAAGAAGACCUAAGAAAAUUUGAAACCAAUUUUGCAUAGAAUUUUCAAGGGAGUAUGUAAUUUCAAAAUGGUCGAGAUGUUGAUAAGAUUCAUUAUAUUCUGGUUUUUUGAUUUAUUAUUAAGUUUUUGUUAAAAAUUUAAUAAGCAUUUAUAUAGCUUUUGUGACAAUGUAAAUAAUGUACAUAUUUAUAAAAGAAAAAAAAAAAAACAAGUUCAAAAUGUACAACAGUUUAUUAUGACAAUGUUUUGUUAAAAAAAGCCUAUCUUGCCUGUGAAUUUGUUCACUAUUUGUUAAGAGUUUGGUUAUCUUUCAUGAAGUUUAAAGGUUAAAAAAAAAAACUAUAUAAAGUUACUAAAUUACCUAAAAUUAAAAAAAUUAUUUAAAUUUAAAAAAAGAAAUAAAUAGUUUAUGAUCUCCUUCAUUAAAACAAUUUAUCUGAAUACGUUCCUUAUCCUCAACAUCUCGAAUUGAAAUAAAUGUUUGUACAUGAAAACUAUUGAAAAAAAAAAAACAUUUUCGCUUGUACAUAUUUUUCCUUAAUCAACUUAAUGUAGUAUAGGUUAAUUGCAUAAAAAAAAAACAAUAGAUAAUGAAUACUAACCAGACAUCACAAUGUGUACUAAAGAAACUAUUUAUCCUUAAAUAUUUUAAAUAAU